Messenger RNA from Tarenaya hassleriana, 2257 nucleotides. RefSeq lists its product as uncharacterized. Bases 136 to 1815 code for a protein of 559 amino acids. The transcript has 12 exons. The record is from RefSeq and is a predicted model, not a curated record. NCBI's taxonomy places the organism in Eukaryota, Viridiplantae, Streptophyta, Magnoliopsida, Brassicales, Cleomaceae.
UGAUCCAAUUGCUGGAUGUAAGAUCGUUGAGUGGGUCGGAUCCUUAAACCCUCGGAUCCGACGUUGUCCCCAAAAAUUCAGGUGAACCCUUAAACCCCAAUCUGUCACCUGAAGAAGAAGAAGAAGAAGAUAACAAUGGUGAACAAAGCUUGGAAGGUAAUUCCAAGGCCGCUGCUCGAGACCGUCCUCAACAACCAUGUCCAACGUCACCGUGUUUCUCAGCCGCUCAUUCUCCAUGGUCCUCGCGGCGUCGGCAAAACCACUCUGAUCCUUAAUCGUCUUAUAGGAGAAUGGAACAAAGGGCCUCAUCUCGCAGGCUAUGUCGAUUUCGCACAGUCGGUGAAGGACCACCAUCCCGAUCACCACCAGUCAUUUCCAUGGGCGUCUUGGACUAACUGUGACCCGCCAUUGUUGUCCGAUUGCAAAACCCAGCUCGAGAGUUGUCUCGAAUCUAUGAGCCAUAAGGCUAUCAAGCUCGGGACCAUAAGCUCGCACCAGAUUUUCACUACCCUUAACAAAUGGCACGGUCUUAAUGCCUCACUUCGCCGCAUACUCCAGGGAUUGAACUCUGCCGUUCCCAAUAAGGCCUCCAUCUCCGUUCUAUGGGAACGGGCGGUUUAUGCGCUUUCUGUUCGACAAAAUGCCGCUGAGAUUGAUGGGUUGCUCGAGUUGAAAGGGAAAGACAAGAGCUUGUCCGUGGAAGAGGCUUCAUAUUACCGGGAGGCCGUUGUAGCCUUGAGAUUGGCCAAGGAGGUGAUUGGGGUGCAUCAUGGUUGGAAAGCCAAUUCCAUCGCCCAUAUGAAUCAAACCAGUGGAUUUUCCAGAACGUUAGCAAAUUCAUGCACUGACUGGCCGUUGUUGCUGCUCGAAUUGUUGUCACAAGCUGCGGAGAUUGGUUACUUCCAGCCUAAGCUGAUUAUAAACAACAUCGAAGUCCUAAAGAAUGGUAUUCGGACAGAUGAUUCAACAAUCUCUGCGCCAAUGUAUCAUGACAGCCUUGUAUGGAGAAUAAUUUCUCUAGGUGUGAAUGAGCGCUGUCUUCCCAUCGUAUUCGUGACUUCAGAUAGCUACUAUUCAUAUCAAGCCUUUGUUGACUUCGGGUUUCCAGACAUUUUCAUCUCUCGAGAGACAUUUGGAUGGACCCCUCAAGAAGCCAAAUUGCACAUGGUUCCCGAUUACUUCAGUGCUUUGGAGUGGACUGUGAUUGCUGAUGUUCUUGGGGCCAAUGCUCGGCAUCUAUUUGAGCUUUAUGCCCUCAAGCAAAGUAAUGAUUACCAAAGUUUGAUGGGGGAGAAGGCGGGCACAUUCGAAGAUAUUGUGGACGCAUACUUAGCAUAUUUACAAGUUGAUGUGGUUAAUCCUGCCAUGGACAAAGCCUUAUUGCUGCUUCAAAAAUAUGAUGCUGACGCGCGGAAAGGAAGAAUUCCUGAAGAAAAAUUACGCUUUGGUGCUCCGUGGAGGCAUCCCCCACGUACUGAGGAUUCUACUUUAUGCUUGGAAUGGGCUAAAAUUCAACUGGUGGAUUUUGUCCAAGCUCUUGUCAAUACCGACUUUGGGGUAAAUUAUCUUGCAGACUAUAGUCUUGAGAUCUUUGAAGAUCCUUCUGCAAUGGCAUUGGUGGAGGUCGGGAUAUUGUAUGCUCAGAGAGAUCCGUCCUUUUUCCGUCCUAUAUCCAAAGGCAUUCAGAGGUGUCUUGUGAGAUGGCUUGUCCAAGAGAAGAUUAAACUGAGUUAUCGGAGCUCGUUCAAAUAUUGGUGGCAUAGAAUCAUCCGUGGGCGUUACUACCGCCAUUUGAUGCUUGGCUACAAAACAUAAAACAAUCAGAACACACUCAGAUCUUGUGUUCCUGCUUCUCAGAAUCGUUAUCUGGCAGCAUUUCAAGGGAGGAACGACGUCAGGCUUCGCCGAGAAUUGCAUGUUAAAUUUCAGAAGCAGGCGGAUGAAUCAUCGUAUUUCUCGUGGCGUAUAUCCGAUACAGUUUUUAUCUAUCGAAUAAGAAACAGAGGAGAUCUGAACGACAACUUCGUCUUGGAAGAUACAUGAGAGGGCAAAAGCUUCUGCAGAUGGUCAAUGAGUGUAUGGAUACGGCAGAGUACUUUGAAAGGAGAAAAAAAAAUAGUGAUUUAUUAUUACUGUUAUUUUCAUUUUUAUUUUUUGGACCAACGGAUAGUUUUUCUGGGUGAAAAUGAAAAUAUUUUCACAUUCGGUUCUGUAAUCCAAGUUAUAUCGAAAUCUAAACUGCAACAUGUUUUAUUUA